AUGUGUAGAUCGACUGACUACCACGGAUUUCAACCGAGGAGGGACCGGUUGAAGAUUCGGGCUUUCUUUCUGCGGUUUUCGGGUCUGAAUACCCGGGCACCGUUACCCGAAUCCCUCACUCUUUCGUUUCUUCCUCGGAUUAACGAGAACGAGCUAGAGAUCGACGGGUCAAAGAUCCGACCCGAUACACCGGCAUUCCUCACUCUCUACCGGGUCGUGAAUGCCAAGGUGAAGGACGGUGAAGUGAUAUUCGGAUCCCGAGAGCGGGUCGAGGCCGGCGAUGGGAUCCGGUUCGAGGUUUAUCUGAGGGAAGAGAAGGUGCUGAAGGGAACUUUCAGGAAAGAUGAGGGGCAAGAGUGGAAAUUGGAGUGUAAGUGCGCGCUGGAGAGCGAGAGCGUCGCGAGGGAGAUAGCUGAGGCGCAGGUCUGCGUGGCAGUGGAGGGACACGUGGCGAUGAUUGAGAGGGUGAGAAUGGUGGUUAAAAAACAAAACAGCACCGGAACUGCGGGUUUAAGCGGCUGGAGGAGAUUCCGGAGGAGGGAGACGUGGAUUAUGAAUCGGACGGCUGUUGUUGUAAAUGUGGAUCGGACGGUGGAGAUUCGGAGGUGGGUGGUGACGUGGACGGAGAGGAUGAGGAGUUGGAGGUAG
Molecule: messenger RNA, 648 nt
Organism: Prunus armeniaca (apricot)
Lineage: Eukaryota; Viridiplantae; Streptophyta; Magnoliopsida; Rosales; Rosaceae
Source: the annotation of a GenBank genome assembly